This is a messenger RNA of Nymphalis io (European peacock), 1131 nucleotides long. Its product is annotated as D-altritol 5-dehydrogenase-like. The transcript has 10 exons. Gene Ontology annotation, molecular function: oxidoreductase activity; zinc ion binding. The coding region runs from base 72 to 1103 and encodes 343 amino acids. The record is from RefSeq and is a predicted model, not a curated record. NCBI's taxonomy places the organism in Eukaryota, Metazoa, Arthropoda, Insecta, Lepidoptera, Nymphalidae.
CUCGUGGUCAUUUAGAUACACAGCGGUAUUGAUAAGUGUCGGACGAAUUAAGUAAGUGACAAUCAUUAACAAUGAAAGCGGUAGUGUUUGACGGCAAAACUCUGACUCUUAAAUACGAUGAAAAUUAUCCCAAGCCAACUAUCGUCAACGACACAGAUGUCAUCGUGAAAGUAGAAUAUUCUGGAAUUUGUGGAACCGACUUGCAUAUUAUUCAGGGCGAAUUUCCAGCAUCAAAAGAGCGACCUCUUCCCCUUGGUCACGAGUUUAGUGGCGUAGUCCAUGAAGCGGGAAAAGGGUCCAUAUUCAAAGUGGGCCAGAAAGUUGUCGUCGAUCCUAAUCGGGCCUGCGGUCUUUGCGAUUUCUGUCGCGAUGGUAACUACCAGUACUGUCUCAUCGCCGGAAUCAACAGCACCAUCGGUAUUUGGAGGGACGGUGGGUGGGCGCAGUACGUGAAGUGUCCCCAGGAUCAGGUAUAUCUACUACCUGAAGGCAUCACCACCGAACAAGCUGGCCUUUGCGAGCCGUACUCGUGUGUUUCACACGGGUACGACCGCGCUUCCCCCAUCCCCGUUGGUACGAAGAUUCUUAUUGUCGGCGCUGGUAUUAUUGGUAAUCUCUGGAUAACGACUCUUCAUCUUCAAGGUCACAGAGAUGUUACAGUUUCCGAGAUGAAUAAAUCUAGACUGGAUAUUGUUAAAGGCUUAGGUACUGGAUUCAGGCUAGUCACACCAGAUGUCUUGGCGUCAGAAAAUAAACUGUAUGAUGUCAUUGUCGAUUGCACAGGCGUUGGUAAGGUUAUGGAGAUCAGCUUCAAAUAUCUAAAUUAUGGUGGUAAAUACAUAUUGUUCGGAUGUUGCCCCCCCACGCAUCAGGCUUCAGUGAACCCAUUCGAUAUCUACAACAAGGAGCUGACUUUGAUUGGUGUUAAAAUAAAUCCGUUCAGCUUCCCGAAAGCUAUUGGUUUGUUGAAAUCUAUGGGAGAACGGUACCUGAACUAUGAUAGAUUGGGAGUCAAAACCUACCCCCUAUCAGCGUACCAGGACGCAAUAAAAGAUUUAAAAACUGGAAACAUUUCUAAGGCCAUAUUUAAGAUUGAAUCAUGAUUGUGUCUAAUAAAUAAAUAAACGCUAA